Molecule: messenger RNA, 964 nt
Organism: Ornithodoros turicata
Lineage: Eukaryota; Metazoa; Arthropoda; Arachnida; Ixodida; Argasidae
Gene: ND-24
Product: probable NADH dehydrogenase [ubiquinone] flavoprotein 2, mitochondrial
Exons: 2
Coding region: 122-868 (248 amino acids)
Biological process (GO): mitochondrial electron transport, NADH to ubiquinone
Molecular function (GO): NADH dehydrogenase activity
Source: RefSeq, a predicted model, not a curated record
AAGUCAGUCCAAUCCAAUCCCAUACGGAUGACUUUACGUGCUCUUCUUGGCGUUGAGGGACUUCCCUGGGGACGAAGUUCCUUGUAAUCUUCAUAAAUCAAGAAGGCUACUUCAAAAAUAGAUGAGUGCGGCAAUGUGUAGCCUCCGGUCACCUGUUUCUAAGCUGGUUGGAAUUUGGAAAUGUGGAAGCCGUUGUGUGUCGACAACAUCGCGAUCAGCGAGCGACAAACUUUUCGUUCAUCGAGAUGACGAGAAGAACAAUCCAAAUAUCAAGUUUGAGUUUACUCCUGAAAAUUUGAAGAGAGCUAAAUCUCUUGUCAGCAUCUAUCCCGAUGGACAUCAAAGCGCUGCGGUGAUUCCGCUCUUGGACCUAGCCCAGAGGCAACACGGCUGGUUGCCUAUUUCAGCAAUGCAUUAUGUAGCAGAUUACCUGAAGAUGCCUCGCAUGCGCGUCUAUGAAGUGGCCACGUUCUACACCAUGUUCAACCGUUCGCCCAUGGGGAAGUACCAUGUGCAAGUCUGCACGACAACACCUUGCAUGCUUCGAGGUGCAGAAGACAUCCAGCGUGUCAUAGAGAAAAAGCUCGGUAUUCAUGAUGGUCAAACGACUCCUGACGGAUUAUUUACUCUGAGUGUCGUCGAAUGCUUGGGUGCUUGUGUCAACGCACCUAUGAUUCAGGUUAACGAUGACUACUACGAAGAUUUGACAGAGAAGGAUGUCCACGAGAUCCUGGACGCGUGCAAACGUGGUGAACGUCCAACGCCGGGUCCAAGAAAUGGCAGGCUUGCAUCUGAGCCACUCAGUGGGCUUACAUGCCUUGAUACCCCGCCUAGGGGCCCAGGGUUCAAGGUGCGUCCUGACCUCUGAGUUGAGUAUGUUCCUCAAGAAAUGUAUAGGAGAGAAUGGGGGAGGCUACUGCCAGCAUCUUUAGAUGUUUAGAAAUAAAACAGAAAAGAAAAUGAG